AUGGAAAAUAUUGCCGUCACAAAAUUCAGGGAAUACCUACGAGUAAACACUGAACAGCCCAAUCCUGACUAUGGUAAAUUUACAGACUAUUUGAAGGUGUUUAUCCUAUCUGAGCUAUUUACUUGUCUUGAAACAUUAUGUGGCUCUAAGCAAAUUCUUCCAGCUGCAUGUCAGAACUUCCUCUUCAACCUGGCUGAUGAACUUGGUAUUCAACGGCGAGCCGUUGAGACUGUGCCAGGCAAACCAUUCAUCAUUAUGACGAUUCCUGGUACUCAACCUCAGCUCAAAUCCCUGAUGCUCUACUCUCACACCGAUGUCGUUCCGACGUUCAAGGAUCAAUGGAAAUACGAUCCCUACUCAGCAUAUAAGGACGAGAACGGUGACAUCUAUGGCCGAGGGACUCAGGACAUGAAGUGUGUUGGAUCGCAAUACUUUGAAGCAAUCCGUCUACAUUUCCAACGAGGCCGAAAAAGAUGGCUACGGACAAUCCACAUCGUCUGGGGGCCAGACGAAGAAAUAGCUGGUCCUGAUGGAAUGGCCACUUUUUGUCAAAUGGACGAGUUCCGUGAGCUGAACGUUGGUUUCGUUCUCGAUGAAGGAAUCGCCAGUGAAAAUGACACGUACAAAGUCUUCUACGGAGAGCGCUGCACCUGGUGGCUAAAAGUUACUUGCCAUGGAUCACCUGGUCACGGAUCGAAGUUCAUUGAGAAUACAGCUGGUGAAAAACUGAAUUAUGUGAUGAACAAAGCGCUAGCGUUUCGUGAAGAACAACGAGCUCACUUGAAGAAUAGCAGUACUUUAACGCUCGGAGAUGUUACAACGCUGAAUUUGACAAUCUUGGAAGGUGGAGUGCAGACGAAUGUCCUGCCAGAGAAGUUUGAAGCCUAUUUCGACAUUCGAAUCACACCCACCGUUGAUUUCGACGAAUUCGAAAAGAUGAUUGCUGGAUGGUGUAGCGGCGCUGGAGAAGGUGUCACCUACGAAUUUCUUCAGAAAGACACCAAUAGAAAUGUGACGCCAACCACAACCGAUGAUUUAUGGUGGAAUGCCUUUGAAAAGUCGCUGAAGGACGAGAAGCUGUCCUACUCCAAUUUCAGGAAAUGUAAAUUCACCAAGGAAAUUUUCACUGCCGCCACGGAUUCGAGAUUUAUUCGAGCGCUUGGUUAUCGAUCCAUCGGUUUUUCUCCAAUCAUUAAUACACCUCAACUGCUUCAUGAUCAUAACGAGUAUCUUAACGAACGUGUCUUUCUUCGUGGGGUCGAAAUAUACGAAACACUGAUUGAAAAUUUAGCCAAUGUACAAGAAUUUGAUGAUUGA
Molecule: messenger RNA, 1317 nt
Organism: Haemonchus placei
Lineage: Eukaryota; Metazoa; Nematoda; Chromadorea; Rhabditida; Trichostrongylidae
Source: the annotation of a GenBank genome assembly